CCACGGGCGACAUGUUUCAGGCCCCGGAGGGCGAGGGCGCCCGGGCCGGCUCCAGGGCCAUGAAGCCCCCGGGAGGAGAGGCCAGCAAUCUUUUUGGAAGUCCAGAAGAAGCUGCUCCUUCCAGCAGGCCCAAUAGGAUGGCAUCGAAUAUUUUUGGACCAACCGAAGAGCCUCAGAACAUCCCUAAAAGGACCAACCCUCCAGGGGGGAAGGGAAGCGGCAUCUUUGAUGAAUCCACGCCUGUGCACACUCGACAGCGUCUGAACCCACCUGGCGGGAAGACCAGUGACAUUUUUGGGUCCCCAGUUGCUGCCGCUUCUCCUCUGGCACACCCAAACAAACCCAAGGACCACGUGUUCUUAUGUGAAGGAGAAGACCCCAGAUCGGGCCCUAAAGCCGCAACAAGCACGUCGCCCAGAGAAGAGGCGGGUGAGAAGGGAGGCCCUGGAGAAGCGGGCCGCGCCCCACAGCCGGUGCCCAUGCCCACGGGUGACAGCCAUGAGCCCAGGUUGGGCCCGCGGCCACGUUCUCACAACAAAGUCCUCAACCCGCCUGGAGGCAAAUCCAGUAUCUCCUUCUACUAAGAGGGGCUGCUGCUUCACCUGUAGCCAGACGAGGACCCCGAGAGAUAGGAUUUCAAAUACUGUAGUUUCUUUUAGCCCAAAGGAGCCGAGUGGGGAGAGGGGCUGCUGUGCCCCUGAAGACACUGCUCGCGGAGCCGGCGGACCUCACCCACGGGCUGCCAAGACCUGGCCUGGUGGGGAUAACACAGGACUCACUUGGAACUGCAGAUGGGACGGUGCUCUGCGAGGGGCGUGCGGCAGGUGGUGCGAGGCCACGGGAGGCCUGGUGGGGUG
This is a messenger RNA of Lontra canadensis (Northern American river otter), 857 nucleotides long. It is a transcript of the gene JPT2, whose product is annotated as Jupiter microtubule associated homolog 2. Gene Ontology annotation, cellular component: nucleus. The record is from RefSeq and is a predicted model, not a curated record. The transcript has 5 exons. The coding region runs from base 12 to 584 and encodes 190 amino acids. Lineage: Eukaryota; Metazoa; Chordata; Mammalia; Carnivora; Mustelidae.